Messenger RNA from Amphimedon queenslandica, 962 nucleotides. Its product is annotated as sister chromatid cohesion protein DCC1-like. Gene Ontology annotation, cellular component: chromosome, centromeric region; chromatin; Ctf18 RFC-like complex. The transcript has 7 exons. The coding region runs from base 7 to 840 and encodes 277 amino acids. NCBI's taxonomy places the organism in Eukaryota, Metazoa, Porifera, Demospongiae, Haplosclerida, Niphatidae. Gene Ontology annotation, biological process: mitotic sister chromatid cohesion; maintenance of mitotic sister chromatid cohesion. The record is from RefSeq and is a predicted model, not a curated record.
UAGGUUAUGGCCUGUGCUUUUAGUUACUUUGAGUUACGUCAGUGCCGACCGAAAUUAGGCAAGUUAAAGAGACUUUUGAAUGAACUACCAUAUAAGGGAGAGCUACAGGAUAGGAGUGAAGAUAAAGAUGGGAAAACAAGAUACACUUAUAAUGAUUUAUUAGAUAAGGUACAAGCAAGUGAAGAAGAACUCAAGGCUGGUCUCAAACAAUUACAAGCUUGUCUUGUUGAUGGCUAUUGGAGAGUGUUUCACUUAGAUUAUCGUGAUCAAGUAUUCCAGAGUAUACUAACAUUGCUGGAGGAAGAGGACUGGUCAUGGAAGUCCAUACCUCUUCAGGAGACGUGUCAGAAAUUAGAGGAACUUGAGCCUCCAUUUGUACUAGAGCAUGUUCUUGAUUGUUAUGGGGUAGCCUUCACUGGAGAUGAGGGAGAGAAGAGAUAUGGGCUAGAGGAGGAUAAAGUGUGUCAGUUUUGUGCUGAACUGUUUCUAAGACAAUCAGGAAAAUUUAAUUAUGAGGAGUUUAUGGAGUCAUGGCCUUCAUCAGUUCCGUUAGGAAUGACUACAUCAUUAGACCAACUGAAGAGUUUGGCAUUGACUGAUUUGAAUUCAGUUCCAGCUGUCAUAUGGUAUUUCCCAGCAACUGACUUACCCGAAGACCCAGCUGCAAGGUUUUCAAAAUUAUUCAGUGUAAAAGAAAAGUGGGCGUAUGAUGAAAUGCAUCCUUACAUUAGUGAUUUAGAGUCACCAGGUCAGUCCCUCAAUGGUCUGUUAUUGAAGUAUUCAAGAGUGUCUGUGUCUCAAGGGAAGAAAACUUAUAGUGCUAAACUAACUGCACUAUAAUUUGAACAAUAAUAGUCACACAAUGAUGGCAUUAAUAAAAACUUGUUAGACUAUGCUGUCGUUAUGCAUUGAAGACACCCAUUUUAAUGCUCAUGUGAGAUUUGUACGCUCUUUAAUAUUAA